This is a messenger RNA of Lactuca sativa (garden lettuce), 695 nucleotides long. RefSeq names its product glycine-rich RNA-binding protein. The record is from RefSeq and is a predicted model, not a curated record. NCBI's taxonomy places the organism in Eukaryota, Viridiplantae, Streptophyta, Magnoliopsida, Asterales, Asteraceae. Gene Ontology annotation, molecular function: RNA binding.
UCUUGGCAACUCACACUAGCUUCUUUUCUUUCAGAGCCUCCUUUCAGCUUUUCUCUCGAUCCAUACAUGGCUUCAGCAGACGUCGAGUACAGAUGUUUCGUCGGUGGCCUCGCAUGGGCCACUACUGACCAAUCACUUGAAGAAGCAUUCUCUCAAUACGGCGAGAUCAUCGAUUCGAAGAUCAUCAACGAUCGGGAGACUGGCAGAUCUAGGGGAUUUGGAUUCGUUACCUUCAAGGAGGAACAAGCUUUGAGAGACGCGAUCGAAGGGAUGAACGGCCAGAGCCUUGACGGACGUAACAUAACCGUCAACGAGGCUCAGUCCCGCAGUGGAGGCGGCGGCGGUGGCGGUGGAUUCCGCAGCGGUGGAGGAGGUGGCCGUCGUGAAGGCGGAUACGGUGGAGGUGGUGGUUAUGGUGGCCGCCGUGAAGGAGGCGGUGGAUAUGGAGGAGGACGUGACCGUGGAUACGGCGGUGGUGAUGGUGGAGCCCGUUACUCCAGGGGAGGCGGUGAUUCCGAAGGAAACUGGAGAAAUUAGAUUAGAUAUUCAUUUGUAGACUAUCGGGAUCUGGUUUGGUAUUUUCAAUUUUCGCACUGUUGUUGUGUUCUGUUUUUGACCUGUUCUUAGUUACCCUGCGUUUUUAUCGAUUGCUUUGAGAAAGCACAAGUUAUAAUGAAAAAAAUAUGGUUCCGGUA